Messenger RNA from Racocetra fulgida, 129 nucleotides. NCBI's taxonomy places the organism in Eukaryota, Fungi, Glomeromycota, Glomeromycetes, Diversisporales, Gigasporaceae. The record is from the annotation of a GenBank genome assembly.
AUGGAUGCAACAGAUGGUAUUGGAGAAAUAUGGGAAAUAAAAAAUGAUGAUAUUUCUCAGGAUUCACAAAAUGGUGAAAAAUCUAAAAUGUAUAAUAUCCCUGCUGAUACUGAGUUAUAUUCAGCAUGA